AUGGCCGAUUCCACUGUAGCCCGUCCUCCUCCCAGCGCCAUUUCCCGGCCGCUCAGCGAGUCUCUUCUCAAUGAGAAGUGGGAUCGCUGCCUCUCCAACCUCCUUGUCAAGUCCUCCCUCGGUCUCGGUUUCGGUGUCGUCUUCUCCGUCCUUCUGUUCAAGCGAAGAGCAUGGCCCGCAUUCGUUGGUGUCGGCUUCGGUGCUGGCCGUGCCUAUGAGGAGUGCAACUUCAGCCUGAAACAGGCUGCGCGGGAACUCAAGAAGCAGUCCGCAUAA
Messenger RNA from Fusarium tjaetaba, 276 nucleotides. Its product is annotated as duf543 domain protein. The coding region runs from base 1 to 276 and encodes 91 amino acids. The transcript is spliced from 2 exons. Lineage: Eukaryota; Fungi; Ascomycota; Sordariomycetes; Hypocreales; Nectriaceae. Gene Ontology annotation, cellular component: mitochondrion; MICOS complex; mitochondrial inner membrane. The record is from RefSeq and is a predicted model, not a curated record.